AGCCCAAUCCUAAUUUCCUCCGCCCAAAUCCCGUCCAGACACAUACACCACCAGUAGGAUUAUAAUACCUUAGCACUUGUAAUCCAUCAUCAUCCAUCAAACUCUCUCUAGUCUUACUACCCUCCGGAGCCUACGCUACACGGUAACCGCAGCAAUGGCAGCCGCAACCACCACAUUCACCCUGACAAAACUCCUCUCCUCGACCCCAAAACCCCUCACCCCUCUCCUCUCCUCCAAACCCCUUUCCUCUUUCUCCUCCUCCUUCGCCGUCUCCCGGCUCCCCCUCAAACUCCACCACCCCCUCCACCUUCCCAAGCCCAUCCUCAGAUUCUCCUCCACCCAGACAAAAAUCUCCGCCACCAUCUCCGUCGGGGACAAGCUCCCAGACGCCAGCUUAUCCUACUUGGAUGCCUCCAACGACGUCCAGACCGUGUCCAUCUCCGACCUUACCGCCAACAAGAAAGCCAUCCUCUUCGCCGUCCCUGGGGCCUUCACUCCAACUUGCUCCCAGAAGCACGUCCCGGGAUUCGUGGAGAAGGCCUCUGAAUUAAAGUCCAAAGGCGUGGAUACCAUCGCUUGCAUUGCGGUCAACGAUGCCUUCGUGAUGAAGGCGUGGAAGGAGAAUCUGAACAUCACCGGUGACGAUGUGUUGUUGUUGAGCGAUGGAAAUGGAGUCUUCACGAAAGCUAUCGGGGUCGAGCUGGACUUGACUGAUAAGCCAAUGGGGCUGGGAGUUAGGUCUAGAAGGUAUGCGAUGUUAGUGGAAGACGGGGUUGUCAAGGUAUUGAAUUUGGAGGAAGGCGGAGCUUUCAAUGUUAGCAGUGCUGAGGAUAUGCUCAAGGUUCUUUAAAUUCUUAUCUUUUAUCUUAUGUAGUUUUCUUUGUUCGAGGGAUGUUGAAACGAUGAGAAAUGCUGCUUUUUGUUGCGAAUAAAAGGCUAGGGAUAGAAUUUUAGCUGUUGAGGAUACUAAUUUCUCUCUGAAAAAAAUGGGCUUUUGUGCGAAUUAAUGCGUUUCUGUUCUUGGUCAAUCUGUAAGUUACUAGUUUCUACAUUAUUGUUCAAAGUCCUUUUUUUUCUUUUGAA
Molecule: messenger RNA, 1083 nt
Organism: Coffea eugenioides
Lineage: Eukaryota; Viridiplantae; Streptophyta; Magnoliopsida; Gentianales; Rubiaceae
Product: peroxiredoxin-2E-2, chloroplastic
Exons: 1
Coding region: 155-850 (231 amino acids)
Biological process (GO): hydrogen peroxide catabolic process; cellular response to oxidative stress; cell redox homeostasis
Cellular component (GO): cytoplasm
Molecular function (GO): thioredoxin peroxidase activity
Source: RefSeq, a predicted model, not a curated record